Molecule: messenger RNA, 588 nt
Organism: Trichomonas vaginalis G3
Lineage: Eukaryota; Parabasalia; Trichomonadida; Trichomonadidae
Product: retrograde vesicle-mediated transport, Golgi to ER
Exons: 1
Coding region: 1-588 (195 amino acids)
Molecular function (GO): GTP binding; GTPase activity
Source: RefSeq, a predicted model, not a curated record
AUGGAAUCUCCCAAGCCCAAGGUUGUUUUCAUUGGAGAUCCAAAUGUCGGCAAAAAUACGCUUUUCCAAUACAUCCAGAAGAUCGGAUGUGAAGAUAAAACUUCAGGAAUUAUCGGAACAACUCAUUUUACAUUAUAUUUUAAUCAAGGAGAUCAACAAUUUGAUGUAGAAUUUUGGAAUGCAGCAUCUAACAGUUAUUUCUCUGCUAUUAUUCCAACAUAUCUACACAACGCGAGUUAUGUAUUUGUAAUUUUUGAUACAUCUAAUAGAGAUUCAUUUAAUAACCUAAAUAAAUGGUUCGAAUACAUCCAACAGUAUGCAUUAUCAACAACGAAAAUAUUCCUAAUUGGAAAUAAAACUGAUAAAAAUAAUGAAAUUUCAAAUGAAGACGUUCAAAACUUUGCUAAAAAUAGGGUUCACUUUGACUAUACCGAAGUUUCUGCUUCGUCGGGUUCCAAUGUUCAAUUAUUGCUAGAAACUUUGAAAAAGUCUGUAUUUUCCAAUCCAGAAUUCAAAUCAAAUACUGUCAAUAUUCAUGAUCGUAAAAUCAAUAAUGCUCAAAGGGCAGCAUCAUGUCGAAUUAAUUGA